Meira miltonrushii is the source of this 1915-nucleotide messenger RNA. RefSeq names its product SET domain-containing protein. The transcript has a single exon. Gene Ontology annotation, molecular function: histone methyltransferase activity; zinc ion binding; protein binding. NCBI's taxonomy places the organism in Eukaryota, Fungi, Basidiomycota, Exobasidiomycetes, Exobasidiales, Brachybasidiaceae. The record is from RefSeq and is a predicted model, not a curated record. The coding region runs from base 251 to 1732 and encodes 493 amino acids. Gene Ontology annotation, cellular component: nucleus.
CCCUUCAUUGUCCUAUGGCCACGUCAAAAGAGAGACGGAGACAAUUGUCCCGCACAACAAGUAUUCAAAUGUGAUAUCCCGUGGCUGAACGGACACUCUUGAAGGGGGUAAUCACACCUCGGCCCGCUACAAAACACAUUUUUAUGCGAAGAAUGAAAUUGCGUACAGCUCAUAAUUCAAGCUGAGUCAAUCUUUGAGCGCAUUCUUAUUUUUCUUUCCUUCCUUUGUACCACCAAGAGAGUCCUUCACGAUGUCUUCUCGUUUCGUGAUCGAUCUGACGCUGGACAGCAGUGAUAACGAAGAUGCAGGUGAGGCAUCCAGUACGAUUCCAAACACUCCUUCUUUGGUACGCUCGCCAACUGAGUCACCAAGAAAGAUCAAAAUUGCAAUGACUGCGCAAAAGUUGACUGCAUGCGAAGAAGAGCUUGCAUCUCAAACAGAGCGAAUUGCAAGUAUGGAACUGACCAAAGAAAGUAAAAGCCCCGAGAGAAGCAAACUUGAUCUGUCUUCGCCUGAAGUUUUGGCACUUUCACCCUUUCGAAACGUAAAAAGAUUGCCGGAUAUUAUCUACGCGGAGCAGAAAAUUGGAUUGAAUAAGGCCACUCAUCGCGUGAUUAUGGAAGCAGACAUCCAGUACAAUUCACCUGGAUCGCCAGACAUUUUGAUCGAAAAUGAAGUUGACAAACAAUGGGCACCUCCCUACAACUUCAUUUAUAUCAAUGACUAUCUUCUGGAUACAAACAUGAGACCGGACCACACGCAAAAGAAUGAUUACCUCACGGUCAAAAAAGGUUGCAGUUGCAGGGAUGGCUUUUGUGAUGCGAAAACAUGUGACUGUCGCAAAAUUCACUCGAAGCUUGCGCCGGAUUACUAUCAAAAUUUUCCUCAAGAUCAAUUUGCAUACAAAUCAGACGGUCUAUUGCACAAAGAGAUAUUGGAACAAGAGGAUACGCCGAUUUGGGAAUGCAACAAGGACUGUACCUGCGCUGGCGAUUGUGAAAACUAUGUUGUCAGUAAGAAAAGAAAAGUCGGUCUCACAAUCUUCAAACACGCAAAGAAAGGAUGGUGCGUCAAAUUGGCAGAAGAUGUCAAAGCGGGUCAAUUCAUUGAGACAUAUACUGGAGAAUUGAUCACUGCGGCAGAUGCGAACAAACGCAAUCUGGUGUACUCAAAGCUGAACAAUACCUACGUCAUGGACCUCACACCUUUUCAUGUCAAGUGGCACGUUCAUGCUAUGCCAUAUUUGCGAAAGACCGGUCAAACCAAAGAUCAGUACGUGGAAAAGAAGCUCCGAGAGAGAAAUUUCAAAGGUACGAUAGAGGAAAGACUCAAUGAACGAUCAAAUAUUCUGGAUGAAUUGGUUGAAGAAGAAGAGAAAAAGUGCGAAGAUGACAAAUUGUUGUCGAUCGAUGGUACGCUGUUUGGCAAUGUUACUCGAUACUUGGCCCAUUCUUGCGAGCCCAAUUUGGUUCGCCACAUGGUAUACACGUACGAACGUGACAUUCGUCGUCCACUUGUGGCCUACUUUGCCAGUAAAGAUAUCAAAGCAGGUGAAGAGAUCACAAUGCAUUAUGAGGGAUUGUCCGAUCAUAACUUUGAAGGACCACAUUCGGCACAAAUGUCUGAAUUUGUUGAAAGAUUGGAGAACAUGAAGUGUUACUGUGGUACGCCAUCAUGCUCCCAACUCGUGUUUGGUGGAAGGCGUGAACAAGCAGCAAAAACUCGCAUGUGAUCAAUAGAAUUGUAGAAGAAGUAGAUUGUAAAUAACACCCGCAUUGUACAAAAUUUCAUGUUUUUCCCAUUUUGUACUUUGUUCACUGUUUUGUCUUCAUUCUCCCAUCACUGAUCGCAGCAGACCGACUUAUGACAACAGAAUCCUACAAAUUAGCAGCUGGUGCAGAUCUUCUUAUUUUUG